AUGGCGGACCCUCUCUCUAUAACUGCACUUACAAUCGCAGUUGGCGAAAUCAUUGGUAGCCUCAUGAAGUAUACUAAAUCGGUGAAGGAUUCAAGACCUGACGCUCGAAAACUAAGUGAAGAGUUGUUUGCUCUUAAAGGUAUUCUAGAACAUAUCUCCACCCAAGUCCAACCCUUAUCCGAAUCGAAAAGGCUGGGCUCAUCUAGCUCUGAAUUCCUAACGACCACUCUCGCAAAAACGGAUGAGACGCUUCGGUCUCUCCUCCUUGACCUUGGAGAGCCCGCGAGUAAAUACAAGCGACUGAAACAAAAGUUAGAGUGGCCUUUGACCCGCGAAAAAUUAGAUGGCCACCUUGUUCGCCUUGAAAGGGUGAAAUCGUGCUUGAUGCUUGUUUUCACAAGUGAUAGCAAUGCUCUUCACCGCGAUUUGCAUGUUAAAUUCAGAGAUCUUACAACGUCGCUAGAGGAUAACUUGAAAAUUCGGAAAGACGAAAAGUUUUCUAAUGCCCAUCAAGACAUUUGCCGAUGGCUGGCUCCAAUCAGUCCGACUAGUCUUCAUCUACGAGCUUCGAAAGCGCGACUGGAUCAAACAGGAAAAUGGUUCAUUGAUACUAUUUUCAAAGAAUGGCUAUGGGGGCACGAUGCGUAUCAGCAGACACUUUUUAUCUUGGGCAAAUGUGAGCUUUCUGUUUUCAACUCACACGCUGUCGAUGAGCUGAUUUCAAUGUCGGCAGAUGUCCAGGAUGUGACAUUUGGCUACUUUUACUGCUCAUUUGGCGAUGUGGCAACUCAAGAUCCGACGAACAUAUUAGGAUCAAUUCUAGCUCAGCUCUCUGGGUCAAAUCCGUCAAUACUAGAAAGAUUUUGGCCUCUCUAUGAAGCGAAAACAAAUUCGAGGGCACAUAAACACCCACUCGACAUUGCUAAUAUUGAAGAUGCUAUCAUCGAACACAUGUCUGGAGACAAGCCCGUCGUCCUUCUCGUGGACGCGCUUAAUGAGAGCUGUCACUCGGAGACCAUCCUGAAGUCCAUUUCAAGGAUUCAGAGCAAGCUGCCAAAUAUGCGUGUCCUUCUCACGGGCACAGCCUAUACGUCCUCGGUAGAGCAAGCCAGCAUUAUGAACAUGAGUGUGAGAAGCAUGAAAGACGACAUCGACACCUUCAUACGUUUCACCCUAGAAGACGACGAUAUGUUGAAGAGAUUAAGCCAGGACCUAAAGGAUCAGAUUUGGGAGGUCAUUACCAAAGGUGCAGAUGGAUCAUUUCGCUGGGUCCAAUUAUCUUUGGAUAGUCUAAGAUCGCUCAGAACCGUCAAGAAAAUCCGAGAGGCUCUGCAAACAUUACCAAGGUCCUUGCGAGAUACAUAUGUCAGCAUAUUGGAAAGGAUUUCCGAGAAUGAUUGGGAGAUUAGCCGUGCUGCCUUCUUAUGGCUCAGUUUCUCAAAUCGAUCACUUACAUUGGAUGAGCUGAAUGAAGCAGUCGUUCUGGAGGAGACAUCUACGGUUGUUGAUGAAGAUACAAAGCUCAUAUCUCCUCUGAUCCUUCUCGAAAUUUGUCAAGGACUCAUCAUCCAGGAUGAAUUUGGAAAGGUUAACUUGGCUCACGCUUCUGUCAAGGAUUUCCUCACGUCUGAGUGGAUAAACUCCUCUAGUGUGCAAUACUUCAGUCUAAAUCCAUCAAUCGCGGGUAAGACUUUAAUGCGGAACUGCCUCACAUAUCUAUGCCUCGAUAAUUUUCAGUCCGGAUACGUGCAUUCUAUUGACUCAAUUCUUGAGCGUGAGAUAAAGCACCCUCUUCUAGAAUAUGCUGCACAUUUCUGGGCCAGUCACGGCCAGUCGCGAAACUUUGAUUACCACGACCAUCAGAUCGUGGAUAAGCUUUUUAGUUCGCGGACUCUCCCUCGUCGUGGUAAUUUCGGCGUUUGGGUGCAGACCCUAACACCAUAUGUCGAUGUCGAAAUGAUCGAAACGACGCACCCGCUGUACUAUGCCGCGUCCUUUGGCCUAGUCCCAGUCGUCAAGGCUAUCCUUGAGGCAUCUCCUGACAUCGAUAUCGAUGCCCCUGGAGGGCAAUUUGGGUCUACACCGCUAUAUGUUGCAUGCUGGAGAGGGAAUCCUGAGGUAGUGGAGCUUCUUCUUCGCGCCGGGGCAGACCCCUAUUACCCUGAUCCUUCCACGGGACUAACAGUCUUUUCCAUCCCCCAAAAGCCCAUAUUUGCGCAUAUAAAGGAGAUUUUGUCAAAAGCACCUUUGAUUCCCAGAGACGUGCCUACUAGGCACACGCGUUCUGAAACUCCAUAUUCAGAGACAGGGUCACAGCCGAAGCGCAGAGCACUUGGUGGCGAUAUCGAAGUGCCAAAGGAAGACAGCGGCAGCCAGAAGGGAGCCCAAAGCACUGGCAUUGAGCAAACACUACCUGCGAGAUCUUCUGAUCCGUUGCCUCUUCUCUUCCCUUCCAGGGACGAAUUUUUACCACAGAUCAUAGAGUUGUAUCCACAGCUGCAGCCCGCUCUGGCCCAGCGCCUGGCGCAAGAGCAAUGUCAACGCUAUGAAAGACUCGCUCGAAUGCGGGAAAAGCACUCUCAAGAUAUCAAAACUCACUCGUGCCGAUCAGGUGAGCACUGUAUUGCUGCAGGGAUUGAUGCAGCGUCGGCCCCAUAUCGUCAGGAUUCUACAGUGCACCAGGGGCGCAAUAUUCUCGUUAAUUCCUACCAAAACUGUACUUCUGGGGAAGAAACAAGUUGCGUGCUUCAGUUUCCUCCUGGUGUUCCACUGCCACCUGUUCAAAGACUGCCGGCCCAGUUUGAGUGUCCCAUCUGCUUCGAGCUUAAGAAGUUCAUCAAACCUUCUGAUUGGGCGAAGCAUGUGUUUGAGGACGUACAACCUUAUACAUGCACCUUUCCCAACUGUCCGGAUCCAAAGACGUUCAAGCGCAAAGCAGACUGGGUGCGACAUGAAAUGGAAAGACACCGGCAUCCGGACGCUUGGGCCUGCUAUUUCCCAGAGUGUGGGCUAACUUCCCCGCGCAAGGAUAACCUCAUCCAACACUUAGUACGAGAGCACAAGGUUCGGUCAGAAACGAAUAUGGAAACUUUAUGGGAAAUGAUUGAGCAGUGUUACCGAAAAGAACCACCACGUGAAGAACGUUGUCAAUUCUGUGGAGAUAACCUGAGAAGCGAAAAAGAACUUAUUGUCCAUAUGGGAAAGCAUUUGCAAGAGAUCGCAAUGCCGGUUCUGGGGAUAAUUAAGAAGAGCGCUGGAUUUUGA
Molecule: messenger RNA, 3264 nt
Organism: Penicillium cosmopolitanum
Lineage: Eukaryota; Fungi; Ascomycota; Eurotiomycetes; Eurotiales; Aspergillaceae
Product: ankyrin repeat domain-containing protein
Exons: 3
Coding region: 1-3264 (1087 amino acids)
Molecular function (GO): protein binding
Source: RefSeq, a predicted model, not a curated record